AUGGCAGCCUCCCCAGAGGUUUACAACUCCUUCACCAUAUCCUCCGGGUGCCUCUGUUUUGGUGGCCUGGAAGAUCUCUGGAAUGGUGCCUCCGUUCUUCCUCAACGUGGGUUCCCCGAAAUUCAGCCUCGUAAAAAGACUAUUCCACACAAUAUACCCGCGAGAAACGGAACCUGGAACGCCUAUCAUCUUGUCGAUGGUGAUGAGGUGGUCGCAUGGUUCAUAGCUCACUCCGACGUCAACCCAGAGAUGGAAGUCGACAAGCUCCUGCGUGUGUCGGGCUCGCCCUACGAGAAAGAUUUCGGGAGCAAGGUGAACACUGUCAAGACGGCCGCAGAGGGUGUCUUCGUCAUUAACCGCUACGGUUGGCGUCGGGACGGAAGCUUAGUUGACGAGGAGGAGUUCCCUAGAAUCGUCCGGGAAAAUGGAGACAUUGGGGAAGAUGGGGAAGACGAAAGCCUUUUUGGGACCGGGAUUUGGGUCAUGGACCACGCCGAGGCCAAAACACAGCUGCUUUGGUACAUACAGCAGCAGCCACCACGCCCGAAGUGGUUCAAAUGUGGUGCGUAUCUGCAUAUUCCUAAGGGGGAAUACGAUUUUGGUCGCUUUGGAUUUGACGACACGCAUACCGCCGCCCACUCGUUCCUCUUCUUCACUACCAAUACUGUUUUUCCGUCCACGAGGUUCGCGGGUCUUCAGAAAACAAUAAGAAUAGAUGAGACUGAAGAUCAGAGGAUGGCGCGCAAGGUGCGUCUCAGAGGCUUUGAUUCCAGUCUGUUGGCGUGA
Penicillium argentinense is the source of this 786-nucleotide messenger RNA. RefSeq lists its product as uncharacterized. Bases 1 to 786 code for a protein of 261 amino acids. NCBI's taxonomy places the organism in Eukaryota, Fungi, Ascomycota, Eurotiomycetes, Eurotiales, Aspergillaceae. The transcript has a single exon. The record is from RefSeq and is a predicted model, not a curated record.